AAGAACUCCUAAUCCUUUUUAUUUUCCGCAAAACCCUAAAUUGCACAUAUAUAGAGGUUCCGAAUUCGCCUCCCCUUCCCUCCUCUCGCAGCAGCACAGUAGCUAUGGCCCCCAAAAGAGGUGUUAAAGCUCCGGUUCCAGCUGCCAAGAAGAAACCCGAGAAGGUUACGAAUCCGCUGUUUGAGAAGCGGCCUAAGCAGUUUGGGAUCGGUGGAGCCUUGCCGCCGAAGAGGGACCUGACGCGGUUCGUGAAGUGGCCGAAGACUGUUCAAAUCCAAAGGAAGAAGAGAAUCCUCAAGCAGAGGUUGAAGGUCCCUCCAGCUUUGAACCAGUUCACCAAAACCCUUGACAAGAACCUUGCAACAAGCCUGUUCAAGAUACUACUCAAGUAUAGGCCUGAGGAUAAAGCAGAGAAGAAGGAGCGGCUUUUGAAAAGGGCUCAGGCUGAAACUGAGGGAAAAACUGUUGAGGCCAAGAAGCCAAUUGUUGUGAAGUAUGGCCUCAAUCAUGUUACCUACCUUAUUGAGCAGAACAAAGCACAGCUGGUUGUGAUUGCUCAUGACGUGGACCCGAUUGAAUUGGUUGUUUGGCUUCCUGCAUUGUGCAGGAAGAUGGAAAUUCCAUACUGCAUUGUGAAGGGCAAGGCUCGCUUGGGAUCAAUUGUCCAUAAGAAAACUGCUUCUGUUUUGUGCUUGACAAGCGUUAAGAAUGAAGACAAAUUGGAGUUCAGCAGAGUCCUUGAGGCUAUCAAGGCUAACUUCAAUGACAAGUUUGACGAGUACAGGAAGAAGUGGGGUGGCGGUAUCAUGGGUUCCAAAUCCCAAGCCAAAACCAAGGCAAAGGAAAGACUUCUUGCCAAAGAAGCUGCUCAGAGGAUGUCUUAGAGGCUUCAUAUAUUUUUGUUGGUUUAGGAUUUUCAUUUUUGUGUUUUAACUUAAAUUCAAGGUUAGUUUUCGAAGAUAUGUUGCUGAAUUGUCUCUACACAAAUUUUGAUUGUCUUGUGCAUUUCAUUGUUUUGUUCUUAUCAGUUAUUACUACCUUUUGCUGUCCAAAUUCUUAAUACAAGACAAGGUCUAAACUUGAAACCGA
This is a messenger RNA of Arachis duranensis, 1089 nucleotides long. RefSeq names its product 60S ribosomal protein L7a-2. Lineage: Eukaryota; Viridiplantae; Streptophyta; Magnoliopsida; Fabales; Fabaceae. Gene Ontology annotation, cellular component: ribonucleoprotein complex. The coding region runs from base 105 to 884 and encodes 259 amino acids. The record is from RefSeq and is a predicted model, not a curated record. Gene Ontology annotation, biological process: ribosome biogenesis. The transcript is spliced from 7 exons.